AUGGAGGAGGAUGAGAUGGAGGAGAAGAUGGAAGAGGUGCAGCACUCAUCACAUCUUCAGAGUCACCAGAGAAUACACACCGGCGAGAAGCCAUUCCUGUGCCCUGUGUGUGGAAAGGCAUUUGCACACUCGUCAACUUGUCAAGACCAUCAGAGAACACAUACGGGCAAGAAGCCAUUCAAUUGCUCUGUAUGUGGGAAGACAUUUUCACGGCCAUCAGAUCUUCAGAUUCACCAGAGAACACACACGGGCGAUAAGCCAUUCCUGUGCCCUUUGUGUGGGAAGACAUUUGCACACUCGUCAACUCUUCAAAACCAUCAGAGAACACACACGGGUGAGAAGACGUUCUUGUGCCCUGUGUGUGGGAAGACAUUUGCACACUCAUCAACUCUUCAAACUCACCAGAGAACACACACCGGUGAGAAGCCGUUCUUGUGCCCUGUGUGUGGGAAGACAUUUGCACAAUCAUCAAAUCUUCAAGCUCAUGAGAAAACACACACGGGCGAGAAGCCAUUCCUGUGCUCUGUGUGUGGGAAGACAUUUUCACACCCAUCAAAUCUUCAAGCUCAUGAGAAAACACACACGGGCCAGAAGCCAUUCUUGUGCUCUGUGUGUGGGAAGACAUUUGCACAGUCAUCACAUCUUCAGAGUCACCAGAGAACACACACGGGCGAGAAGCCGUUUCUGUGCUCUGUGUGUGGGAAGACAUUUGCACACUCAUCACAUCUUCAGAGUCACCAGAGAACACACACCGGCGAGAAGCCAUUCCUGUGCCCUGUGUGUGGAAAGGCAUUUGCACACUCGUCAACUUGUCAAGACCAUCAGAGAACACAUACGGGCAAGAAGCCAUUCCUGUGCUCUGUGUGUAGGAAGACAUUUGCAAAGUCAUCACAUCUUCAAAGUCACCAGAGAACACACACGGGUGAGAAGCCAUUCUUGUGCUCUGUGUGUGGGAAGGCAUUUGCACGGUCAUCAACCAUGAACAUUCACCAGAGAACACACACGGGCGAGAAGCCAUUCCUGUGCCCUGUGUGUGGGAAGACAUUUGCAAGGUCAUCACAUCUUCAGAUUCAUCAGAGAACACACACGGGCGAGAAGCCAUUCCUGUGCCCUGUGUGUGGGAAGAAAUUUGCAAACUCAUCACAUCUUCAGAGUCAUCAGAGAACACACACGGGCGAGAAGCCAUUCCUGUGCUCUGUGUGUGGGAAGGCAUUUGCACAGUCAUCACAUCUUCAGAUUCAUCAGAGAGCACACACGGGCGAGAAGCCAUUCCUGUGCCCUGUGUGUGGGAAGACAUUUGCAAGGUCAUCACAUCUUCAGAUUCAUCGGAGAACACACACGGGCGAGAAGCCAUUCCUGUGCCCUGUGUGUGGAAAGAAAUUUGCAAACUCAUCACAUCUUCAGAGUCAUCAGAGAACACACACGGGCGAGAAGCCAUUCCUGUGCUCUGUGUGUGGGAAGGCAUUUGCACAGUCAUCACAUCUUCAGAUUCAUCAGAGAGCACACACGGGCGAGAAGCCAUUCCAGUGCCCUGUGUGUGGGAAGGCAUUUUCACAGUCGUCAAAUCUUAACACGCAUCAAAAGAGAACACACACGGGCGAGAAGCCAUUCCUGUGCCCUGUGUGUGGGAAGACAUUUGCAGACUCAUCAACUCUUCAAACUCAUCAGAGAACACACACAGUCGAGAAGCCGUUCCUGUGCUCUGUGUGUGGGAAGACAUUUGCACACAAGUCACACAUCAACAGGCAUCAGAAGGUCCACAAUGGCAAGAAGCCAUUCAAUUGCUCUGUGUGUGGGAAGUCCUUUUCACGGUCAUCACAUCUUAAGAGACACCAGAGAACACACACGGGCGAGAAGCCAUUCCUGUGCCCUGUGUGUGGGAAGACAUUUGCACGGUCAUCACAUCUUCAGAGUCACCAGAGAACACACACGGGCGAGAAGCCGUUUCUGUGCUCUGUGUGUGGGAAGACAUUUGCACACUCAUCACAUCUUCAGAGUCACCAGAGAACACACACCGGCGAGAAGCCAUUCCUGUGCCCUGUGUGUGGAAAGGCAUUUGCAGACUCAUCAACUCUUCAAACUCAUCAGAGAACACACAUGGGCGAGAAGCCAUUCCUGUGCCCUGUGUGUGGGAAGGCAUUUGCACACUCAUCAACUCUUCAAGAUCAUAAGAGAACACACACGGGCGAGAAACCAUUCCUGUGCUCUGUGUGUGUGUGUGGGAAGGCAUUUGCACGGCAAUCAAGUCUUCAGAGACACCAGAGAACACACACGGGCGAGAAGCCAUUCCUGUGCCCUGUGUGCGGGAAGGCAUUUGCACGAUCGUCAACUCUUCAAACUCAUCAGAGAACGCACACGGGCGAGAAGCCAUUCCUGUGCCCUGUGUGUGGGAAGGCAUUUGCACGGUCAUCAACUCUUCAAACUCAUCAGAGAACGCACACGGGCGAGAAGCCAUUCCUGUGUCCUGUGUGUGGGAAGGCAUUUGCACGGUCAUCAACUCUUCAAACUCAUCAGAGAAUGCACACGGGCGAGAAGCCAUUCCUGUGCCCUGUGUGUGGGAAGGCAUUUGCAGACUCAUCAACUCUUCAUAGUCAUCAGAGAACACACACGGGCGAGAAGCCAUUCCUGUGCCCUGUGUGUGGGAAGGCAUUUGCAGACUUAUCAACUCUUAAUAGUCAUCAGAGAACACACACGGGCGAGAAGCCAUUCCUGUGCUCUGUGUGUGGGAAGAAAUUUGCACACUCA
Lethenteron reissneri (Far Eastern brook lamprey) is the source of this 2745-nucleotide messenger RNA. Its product is annotated as zinc finger protein 91-like. Lineage: Eukaryota; Metazoa; Chordata; Hyperoartia; Petromyzontiformes; Petromyzontidae. Gene Ontology annotation, biological process: regulation of transcription by RNA polymerase II. Gene Ontology annotation, molecular function: DNA-binding transcription factor activity, RNA polymerase II-specific; RNA polymerase II cis-regulatory region sequence-specific DNA binding. The record is from RefSeq and is a predicted model, not a curated record.